AUGCCUUUGGUUACUACGUCUCUGCUGGUUGGUCUGUCAUGUCCUUCAUCUUCUCCCCUCAUUGAGAUCACCUUCUACGCAUCAUGCUUGAAGUUCUACGCCAGAUACAUUAAGGCUUUGAAGUCUGAGGUUAAGAAUGGCGAGUACGUCCCAGUCUCUAGCAUUGUUGAGAUUGAGGUCGAGUCAAACUCUGCCGCUGCUCCAUCUGUUCAGCAGCCACAACAGGCUCAGCCACAACAGCAUGCCAACUUCUACCCAGCUCAGCUCGCUCAGUUUGCUCAGGCCAUGCCACAGCAACAGCCAGCUUCGCCAUCCACUGGAGCUCCACAGCAGCAGCCACAACAGCCAUACUUUGUUCCAGUCAACAUUCCAUUUGGCCAACAGAUCCAAAGCAUCCAAAUGCCAAAUGGUCAGCAACAGGGCCAGCAGCAGCAGUACUACCCAAUGCAGUACUACUACGUUGUUCCAUCGAUGCCAAACCCCAACAUUGCUGUCGACAAGAACUAA
Messenger RNA from Acytostelium subglobosum LB1, 507 nucleotides. RefSeq lists its product as hypothetical. The record is from RefSeq and is a predicted model, not a curated record. The transcript has 2 exons. Bases 1 to 507 code for a protein of 168 amino acids. NCBI's taxonomy places the organism in Eukaryota, Evosea, Eumycetozoa, Acytosteliales, Acytosteliaceae.